GGGUCUCUGUGACUACAAGAAGAGAACAGACAUUGCCUUUUCAGUUCCUUUCUGCAGUGUGAUUGCCAUGGAUCCAAUCUCUAUACUCCUGUCUAUUGCUGUUUGUGUUUUCCUGUUAAACCUUAUCUAUGGUGGGAAAGGAGAUUCCAAAACUUUUCCUCCUGGACCAACACCAUUGCCAGUCAUAGGGAAUCUGCUCAUCAUGAAUAUGAAGAAACCACAUCUAACAUUUAUGGAGCUGGCUAAGAAGUACGGCUCAGUAUUCAGCGUUCAGCUUGGCACAGAGAAGGUUGUCGUGCUUUGUGGCUACAACACAGUGAAAGACGCUCUUAUCAAUCAUGCCGACGAGUUUUCAGAGAGGCCCAAAAUUCCAAUUUUUGAGGAUGUAUCAAAGGGAUAUGGACUUAUUUUUGCUCAUGGAGAGAACUGGAGAGUAAUGAGAAGAUUCACUCUUACCACACUGAGAGAUUUUGGGAUGGGGAAGAAAACCAUAGAGGAUAGAAUCUACGAAGAGUCAGAUUGCUUAGUGGAAUCAUUUAAGUCCUAUAAAGGAGAGCCAUUUGAGAACACCCUGGUAAUGAAUGCAGCCGUCUCCAAUAUCAUUGUGUCCAUACUGCUUGGUCAUCGCUUUGAUUAUCAGGAUACAGCACUUCUGAAGCUUAUAAAAAUAAUAAAUGAAAAUGUCAAGCUUAUGGGAAGCCCUAUGGUUAUGCUGUAUAACACCUAUCCAUCUGUUGUGCAAUGGCUUCCUGGAAAUCACAAAACUGUUGCUGAGAACACAUUAAAGUUAUUGAACUUUCUUCAAGAGACAUUCACUAAGCACAGAGAUCAACUGGAUGUAAAUGACCAGAGAGAUCUCAUUGACGCCUUCCUUGUCAAGCAACAAGAGGAGAAAUCUUCAUCUACAAUGUUUUUUCACAACCAAAAUCUAACAUUACUUGUAGCCAAUUUAUUUGGUGCCGGCAUGGAAACAACUUCUACCACUCUUCGAUGGGGCCUCCUAUUAAUGAUGAAAUAUCCAGAAAUUCAAAAAAAAAUCCAAGAUGAAAUUGACAGAGUGAUUGGAUCAGCACAACCACAAGCUGAACACCGGAAACAAAUGCCCUAUACUGAUGCCGUUAUUCAUGAGAUUCAGAGAUUUGCCAACAUUGCACCUAGUAACCUUCCCCAUGCAACUACUAAGGAUGUCACCUUCAGAGGCUAUUUUAUUCCAAAAGGGACCCAAGUGAUUCCACUGCUGACAUCUGUUCUGCAAGAUGAAGCUUAUUUUAAAAAGCCAGAAGAAUUUUACCCUGAACAUUUCCUUGACUCAGAAGGACAUUUUGUGAAAAACGAAGCCUUCCUUCCCUUCUCAGCAGGUAGAAGAAGUUGUGCCGGAGAGACGUUGGCCAAAAUGGAACUCUUUUUGUUCUUCACAAAGUUACUGCAGAACUUUACAUUCCAGCCUCCUCCUGGAGCUGAGGUCCAACUAACUUCUGGAGAAGGCUUCACAUCUUCUCCUUUGCCACAUAAGAUUUGUGCUUUGCCUCGUACAUAGAAAAUAUCUGCAAAUAAAGAUUACAACUUUAAAAAUGAACUAAAAAAAUUAAUGUUAGGCCAUUUUGAAGAAACCAAAACCACAGUCAGUGGACAGAUAUUGUUUUAUGCUAUUUUGUUUAUAGGUGUUACUUUUUUUUAAGGCAAUAAAGCAUUGAUGGUUUUUUUAA
Messenger RNA from Xenopus laevis (African clawed frog), 1706 nucleotides. RefSeq names its product cytochrome P450 family 2 subfamily B member 6 L homeolog (gene cyp2b6.L). Gene Ontology annotation, molecular function: iron ion binding; oxidoreductase activity, acting on paired donors, with incorporation or reduction of molecular oxygen; oxidoreductase activity, acting on paired donors, with incorporation or reduction of molecular oxygen, reduced flavin or flavoprotein as one donor, and incorporation of one atom of oxygen. Lineage: Eukaryota; Metazoa; Chordata; Amphibia; Anura; Pipidae. The record is from RefSeq and is marked provisional. Gene Ontology annotation, biological process: aflatoxin metabolic process; xenobiotic metabolic process. Gene Ontology annotation, cellular component: cytoplasm.